AUGGCUAGUACUUGUAAUAUUGGUGGUGAGGAAGUGGUGAGCAACAAGCAAGUGCUGCUUAGGGACUAUGUGAGCGGUUUUCCAAAAGAAUCAGACCUCUAUAUGACUACAAGUACCGUAAAACUCAAAGUAGGAGAAGAAGAAGAAAAUGGUAAAAAUGCUGUGUUGGUUAAGAAUCUCUACUUGUCUUGUGAUCCUUUCAUGCGUGGUCGCAUGCAGAGAGAUUUGCCUUCUGGUGAACCUGAAUUCUCUUCCUAUUCUCUUGGCUCUCCAAUCGUUGGAUAUGGAGUGGCUAGAGUCAUUGAUUCUAGUCACCAUGACUUCAAGAAAGGUGAUUUGGUAUGGGGAAGGACAAUUGGUUGGGAAGAAUACAGUCUACUAACAACACCUCAAUACCUCUUUAAAAUUCAUCAUACUGAUGAUGUACCCCUUUCCUACUAUACUGGAAUUCUUGGAAUGCCUGGUUUGACCGCUUAUGUUGGCUUCUUUAACAUUUGUUCUCCCAAGAAAGGAGAGUUUGUCUACAUUUCAGCAGCUUCUGGUGCAGUUGGUCAGCUUGUUGGGCAGUUUGCAAAGUUGAUAGGUUGUUAUGUUGUUGGAAGUGCUGGAAGUAAAGAGAAGGUUGAACUAUUGAAGACCAAGUUUGGAUUUGAUGAUGCUUUCAACUAUAAAGAAGAAUGUGACUUGGAUGCAGCCUUGAAAAGCAACGCAGUUAUGUCAUAUGUGGCUAGAAAGCUGAUUUGUCCUAUGGAAUUCAAAGUUGAGAUUUUUGAUUUUGCAUUUGUAUUCGGAUCAGAAGACACGAAUUGUAGUGGUGAGACAGUGAGAAACAAGCAAGUGUUACUCAAGAACCAUGUGUCUGGUUUCCCCAAAGAAUCAGACAUGUAUGUUGCCUCUACUACUAUUGAACUCAAAGUACCAGAAGGUUGUAAUAACGGGGUUCUUGUCAAGAAUCUUUAUCUUUCUUGUGACCCUUAUAUGAAAAUCUUGAUGAGCAAGUCCUUUGAUCCGAAAACUUUCCUUGCCUAUAUCCCAGGCUCUCCAUUACGUGGAUAUGGAGUGGCUAAAGUGUUGGAUUCAAGGAACCCGGAUUUUAAAGAAGGUGACUUUGUUUGGGGGACAGUAGGCUGGGAAGAGUACAGUCUCAUCACUUCAUUUCAAACCUUCUUUAAAAUUCAGCAUACUGAUGUACCCCUUUCAUACUAUACAGGAAUUCUUGGUAUGCCUGGAAUGACUGCUUAUGCUGGUUUCCAUAAGAUUUGUUCUCCCAAGAAAGGAGAAUAUGUUUUCAUUUCUGCAGCAUCUGGUGCUGUUGGUCAGCUUGUUGGGCAAUUUGCAAAGUUGAUGGGUUGUUAUGUUGUUGGAAGUGCUGGAAGUAAAGAAAAGGAUCACAUUGCUUCAGGAUUUGAUUGUGUCAGGGUUGAUUUAUUGAAGAACAAACUUGGGUUUGACGAGGCCUUCAAUUACAAAGAGGAGCAAGACUUAGAUGCUGCUUUGAAAAGACAGAGAGAGUGCUGGAGUUUAACAAUGGCAGGUAGUGGUGAAACAGUGAGCAACAAGCAGGUGCUACUCAAGAACUAUGUGUCUGGUUUCCCAAAAGAAUCAGACAUGUAUGUUGCCACUGGUGCUAUUGAACUCAAGGUACCAGAAGGUUGUAAUAAUGGGGUUCUUGUUAAGAAUCUCUAUCUUUCUUGUGACCCCUAUAUGAGAGUUUUGAUGCAAAAGUCCAUGGAUCCACGGACUUUCGCUUCCUAUACUCCAGGAUCUCCAUUACGUGGGUAUGGAGUGGCAAAAGUGCUGGCUUCAGGGCACCCGGAUUUUAAAGAAGGUGACUUUGUUUGGGGCACAGUAGGCUGGGAAGAGUACAGUCUCAUCACUUCAUUUCAAACCUUCUUUAAAAUUCAGCAUACUGAUGUACCCCUUUCGUACUAUACAGGAAUUCUUGGUAUGACUGGAAUGACUGCUUAUGCUGGUUUCUAUGAGGUUUGUUCUCCAAAGAAAGGAGAAUAUGUUUUCAUUUCAGCCGCAUCCGGUGCUGUUGGUCAGCUUGUUGGGCAAUUUGCGAAGUUAAUGGGUUGCUAUGUUGUUGGAAGCGCCGGAAGUAAAGAAAAGGUUGAUUUAUUGAAGGAAAAAUUUGGGUUUGAUGAGGCUUUUAAUUACAAAGAGGAGCAUGACUUAGAUGCUGCUUUGAAAAGGUCAGUAUAUGUCAAUGUUAUUGCAUUAAUGAUAACUCUCUGA
Dovyalis caffra is the source of this 2238-nucleotide messenger RNA. NCBI's taxonomy places the organism in Eukaryota, Viridiplantae, Streptophyta, Magnoliopsida, Malpighiales, Salicaceae. The record is from the annotation of a GenBank genome assembly.